This is a messenger RNA of Daldinia caldariorum, 309 nucleotides long. RefSeq lists its product as uncharacterized. The record is from RefSeq and is a predicted model, not a curated record. The transcript has 2 exons. The coding region runs from base 1 to 309 and encodes 102 amino acids. NCBI's taxonomy places the organism in Eukaryota, Fungi, Ascomycota, Sordariomycetes, Xylariales, Hypoxylaceae.
AUGUUGGAUACAGCGAGUAUCAUUGCUGUGAUCCUCGUCCCUAUCGUGCUGAUCGCUAUCAUGCUAGCGAUGUGGUACUGCCCCUUCCGGCACGUGAGCCACUCUCAUCCUGGCGAACCAGCUCCCAGCACUGCUACAGCGACCGUCGAAAGCAUACCCCUCCCAUCUGAGACUCCCUCGUACGAGCUCGAAGCGCAUCAAUCCUUUGGACUUUCGAGAAUUUCUGAGGAGGGAGGUCCCAGACCCCCUUUAUGCCACUACAAGACUGUGGGCAGUGAAGCUCAACGAAAUGGGUUUCAAUAUUUUUGA